AUGAGCGUGGGCCCUCCCCAAGCCUCAAAAUCACCUCUGCUGUGGAUGGAGAGGCCGGGGGAGGAAGGAGGGAGGCAGUCGGAGUGGCGUUUGCCUCGCAGCAGCCCCAGCGCCUGCUUCUCGCCUCUCACCGAGGUGCUGGGCCGUGCUACCCUCUGUGGUCAUCUGCUACCUGAUGGAUCUCUCGCUUUUUCUCUUACACUCCCCUGCCCCCUCCCCCAGUGUGCUCCCCAGGUCCACCAGCUGGCUGUGAACAGCUGGCCCAGAGCUGUUGUUGUGGCUUGCAGCUUACGAGCCAUUCCCCAGGGGCUGCUGAAAUUAGAGAUGAAUCCCAAUGCAAGAGAGCUGCCCCUUCCCGUGGGGUGGAGGAUGGGGAAAGGGGGUCCUCCAGUCCCCCGGGAGCACAGCUCCGCAGAGCUCCGUGGAGUCCCUGCCUGCCACCCCUUGGAGCCUUUUUUUUCUCCCCAAGGCUGGUCUUCCAGCUUUGGCCUCUGCUGGACUAGUGCUAUGAGGGAGGCCCCGCUAUUGUGA
Molecule: messenger RNA, 531 nt
Organism: Rangifer tarandus platyrhynchus (Svalbard reindeer)
Lineage: Eukaryota; Metazoa; Chordata; Mammalia; Artiodactyla; Cervidae
Source: the annotation of a GenBank genome assembly